UCGUUACUGUAUAACCUUCAUAAGCAGUAGUCUCGUGAGCUGUUCCCACCAGCCAGGGUCCCUGCGAGCGCUUAAUUUCACACGCUAACGCAACUGUCGCUCGUUUGUCUGUGCAGAUAAGUGGAUCGCCAUGGCUUCAAUAGACGCGCCUGGAAACGAGGGACUCAUCACCUCCGUAACCAAGUAUGUAGAGGCUUACAUGGCAAACUACGAUGGUUCGCAUGACUUCAAUCAUAUUCAACGUGUCCUCGGCCUUGCCAAGUACAUCCACGCCCAUGCCGACAAUGCAUCCGAGAGAGACGCGCAAGUCGUCAUUCUCUCCGCCCUACUUCAUGAUGUCGGCGAUAAAAAGUACCUAAAGCCAGGAGAAGAUGCCUCGUGCCUAGUGAAUGACCUUCUCAUCUCGUAUGGCGCCUCUGAAGAACUAGCCAAGAAAGUCCAGACCGUCUGCCUGGGUGUCAGCUACUCCAGCGAGAUCAAGGAUCCCGCUCGCGUCCAGGAGCUCAUCAAGCUGUACCCAGAGCUUGCUGUUGUUCAAGACGCUGAUCGUCUUGACGCCAUUGGAAGCAUCGGUAUCGGCCGAGUCUUCACCUUCACUGGAGCGAGGACCAAGGCUUCCAUGGCUGACUCGAUUCAACACUUUCAUGACAAGCUCUUGAAGCUUCAGAGCAUGAUGAAGACAGAUAUCGGACGACAACUAGCAGAGGAAAGAACCCAAAGGAUGCAGGAGUUUCUUAAGUGGUGGGGGGAAGAAUCAGCGUUUUCUGGUGUAGAAUAAAAUACCCACGAUAGCUUAGAUAGUGUCACAGUACAGUACUAUAUAGUGAGUGCAGAGACGUCAAGCCUUCGACUUGAUAACUCGUCGUUACCUUUUGGUGGCGUAGUGGCAUAGUACUGCACUCCUUAUGUCAUUCCGUGACAGAUAGCAUACAUCCCUAUUUACCGCAAUAGACGAAUUACACUGCAUCGGCCACGAGAGUUCAACCGUCAUCUGGCAUACAUAGAUUGUAUUCUCAGAGGAGUAGACUGCUAAUUUACAUAUCAACAGACGACAUUCGU
Molecule: messenger RNA, 1059 nt
Organism: Xylaria bambusicola
Lineage: Eukaryota; Fungi; Ascomycota; Sordariomycetes; Xylariales; Xylariaceae
Product: HD domain-containing protein
Exons: 1
Coding region: 131-778 (215 amino acids)
Source: RefSeq, a predicted model, not a curated record